Messenger RNA from Argentina anserina (silverweed cinquefoil), 535 nucleotides. Its product is annotated as 40S ribosomal protein S24-1-like. Gene Ontology annotation, biological process: translation. The record is from RefSeq and is a predicted model, not a curated record. Gene Ontology annotation, molecular function: structural constituent of ribosome. The coding region runs from base 1 to 423 and encodes 140 amino acids. Gene Ontology annotation, cellular component: ribosome. The transcript is spliced from 5 exons. Lineage: Eukaryota; Viridiplantae; Streptophyta; Magnoliopsida; Rosales; Rosaceae.
AUGGCAGACAACAAGGCUGUGACCAUCCGUACCAGGAAGUUCAUGACCAAUCGCCUUCUCUCCAGGAAGCAAUUCGUGAGUUCUUACAUUCACUACCAGUUACUUCAUCCAGGAAGAUCCAAUGUUUCCAAGACUGAACUAAAGGAUAAACUGGCAAGGAUGUACGAAGUGAAGGACACAAACUCUAUCUUUGUGUUUAAGUUCCGCACCCAUUUUGGAGGGGGGAAGUCCACUGGUUUUGGCUUGAUUUUUGAUUCUGUAGAGAAUGCAAAGAAGUUUGAGCCCAAGUACCGGCUGAUCAGGAAUGGGCUGGAAACUAAGGUGGCAAAGUCAAGGAAGCAACUGAAAGAAAGAAAGAACAGAGCUAAGAAGAUUCGGGGAGUCAAGAAGACCAAGGCCGGUGACGCUGCCAAGAAGAAAUGAGCUUCUGUAUCGUGUAUUUAGGUUGCAUUUGAGGGCAGCGGGUUUCUGUCUCAUCAGCCUCUCUGCCUUAUCUCCACUCUCACUGUCCUGCCUUUUUUUUUCUUUGUUUAGU